GACAUAUCAGCGCAACUAUACCAUGCCUGGACGAAAGGAAGACGUGGAGCCGCAUCGCGCGGAGAUCGAGGAUUUGACGCACAAUGGCCACAACUGCGAGCAGAUCGCUGCCGCGCUGAGGGCGAAAGGACUUGAGAUAUCCGCAAAGACCAUCAGCCGCUAUCGUGUGUCUUGGGGCAUUCGAAAGCGUGCUGAGCCAAAAACAAAAGGGCGGACAUUUCCCAAUCGCAAGAGAUUCUCGACAGGACCGACCAAGCACGAGCAACAGGAAGCUCGCAAAGCUGAGAUUCUAUCGAGGCACGAACGCGGAGAGACAGCUGAACAGAUUGCUGCUGCAUUACAAGCGCAAGGUGCAGAGCUGCGCAGUGGGCCAUCCACAAUUACACGACUGCUAACAACAUGGGGCCUCAUACCUUACGAUAAAGCGAGAGCGCGCGGAAAGCACUCUGUGGCGCAAGUUGCCAAACGUGCUGAACGCGUGACUACCCCUAAACCUCGAAAGCCGCGCGCACCGAAGCAGAUCGCGGUACCAUCAAAUCCCGCAGAGGUUGUUCAUUAUCCAUCCGAGUGUGCUUUUGGGCCGAAGAAACGAGCGGCCGGUACUACUACAUCUAUUCCAGACAGCAACUUCAACAUCGACCCCACAUUCGACACGGGCCCACUCCCUGAUGCAAACGAUGAUGAUGGGGAAGAUUUCCCGCAGACAGCGCAGCAAGACCCACCCUCGAUGAAUGUCGCUGCAGAACUCAUGUCGGCUGAAAUGCUUGUGGACUUGGCGACUUCCACCCUGGCGGCCGCCAAUCGAGUGAAAGACCUCUACGUUGCGCGACAGGCGGGGCAUCCUCUUCCUGGCACAUCAAUUGUCCCGACAGACGAUGACAUCGCCAUGGCGAAACAGAAGGUCAGAGAAGCUGCUGCUGUCAUGCACGACCUCGCAGUACCAAAUAUCACGUAGCGAGGGGCGGAAACGACUCGCGACUGAGGACUGGUCGAUAUAGCCAAGAGCCUGUGCCAUGGCGGCCUGAUGAAAGCACUCUUGGAUAAGGGGAGUUCUAUUCAUGAGUGAAGUACAAAAAGUACAAAAAAAUACGGAGAAGAGACCACGCCAAUUUCUCAUCGCCUCGCACUUCCGGACAUUCAUAUCGUCGAUCGCUGAACACUUCUCCGGAAGCUGCAUGCAAACGCCACUUUGCGCCAUUGGAGUAAGUAGCAACUGUUCGCUAAUGGGGCACUCCACCGCCCGGUCUGC
Molecule: messenger RNA, 1249 nt
Organism: Cercospora beticola
Lineage: Eukaryota; Fungi; Ascomycota; Dothideomycetes; Mycosphaerellales; Mycosphaerellaceae
Source: RefSeq, a predicted model, not a curated record